Engraulis encrasicolus (European anchovy) is the source of this 1005-nucleotide messenger RNA. It is a transcript of the gene gp1bb, whose product is annotated as glycoprotein Ib platelet subunit beta. The coding region runs from base 114 to 731 and encodes 205 amino acids. The transcript has 4 exons. The record is from RefSeq and is a predicted model, not a curated record. Lineage: Eukaryota; Metazoa; Chordata; Actinopteri; Clupeiformes; Engraulidae.
UCCGCCACAGUCUCCAUCUCUGAGUGCAGUUCCGUCUGUCAAACUUCGUGCUUUGUGACAAAUUUGUCAUUCUCACUGCAGGGCACAGACACCGAACACACUCCAGAAGAAGCAUGUUUAUCCACACAGGCUGUGCGAUGGUUUCUCUAGUCUUGUGCAUGAGCAUCACAAGUGCAGAAGGGGCGUGUCCUCCUCCGUGUUCCUGCAGCGGGGGAUUGGUAGAGUGCAGUAGGCGGGGCCUCACCACCUCAAGCAUGCCAGCAUCCUUCCCCACAGGCACCACCGAGCUGCGUCUCCAUGACAACCACCUGACAGCACUGCCCUCCGGUGUGCUGGAUCCUCUGCGUAACCUGCAAAAGAUCUCGUUGCACAGCAACCCUUGGUCAUGUGACUGUAGCAUCCUUUACCUUCGUGGCUGGCUUCUCAAGCAGAGGAAUGACGCCCUUAUAAGGAACGUGAGCUGUAGUUCUCCCCGUGCUCUCCAGGGAGCGCUGGUGGCGAAUCUGGUGGAAGAGGAAGUGCUGUCAUCGUGUCAGUACUGGUUCUGUGACUUGGCUCUGGCAUCCCAGAUCAGCCUCAUCAUCUUCAUUAUUAUCCAGGCCCUGCUGCUGGCCUCUGUGAUCUACUUCCUGCGUCGCUUCGAGCGGCUGUCCAAAGAGGCCCGGCGCACCGCGGAGGAGAGCAUCGCCGGGGGAAACGAAUAUGUCACGCUCAAGGACAGGGGCACCUGACGGGGUCCAAUAAUACCACAGGCAGAGGAAAUGGAGACUCCUGAAUAUUUAAGGCAAUACUGUACAGAGAGUUCCAUCAGGAUACCUCACUUGCACAUCAUAAAUGCAUUCUUUUUUAUUUUGCAUUUUCUGUUUUCACAGCAAGCCAUUAGAGUCCAACAAACCAUUUUGCCAUAGAAAUGAAAAAAUGUUGUAAUGUGAAUUGAUUUUGCUCUGAUACAUUUCCACAAGACUGUAAGAACUGUAUGAUGUGCAUUGAAAGGAAUUCCCUGUA